Molecule: messenger RNA, 2490 nt
Organism: Acanthamoeba castellanii str. Neff
Lineage: Eukaryota; Discosea; Longamoebia; Acanthamoebidae
Exons: 17
Coding region: 1-2490 (829 amino acids)
Biological process (GO): centrosome localization; regulation of mitotic cell cycle
Cellular component (GO): integrator complex
Source: RefSeq, a predicted model, not a curated record
AUGGCGGAGGGUCGGCUGCCCAUCGAGCGGACGCUGAUUUUGCUGGACACCAACAAAUUCCAGGGUGAUGAGGAGGCUGUGGAGCUCUCCUUUGCCCUGAAGACCAAGAAAGAUGGUGGCGCCUUCGCGGCCAAUCGCACCGUGCAGACCCUGUGCGUCGAGGGCAUCUCCGAGUACUGCCGCAUCAUGUACGACGUCUUUCCCGAAGAUGCACUCGUGUCUGUUAUGACCGCGGGCGAGGAGACCCAGCGGUUCAACUCGUGGGCGGCCGAGCAGCAGUGCAUGAAGCAGAUCAUGGAUGGGUUCGCGGGCAGCUCCACGAGCGAGGCCACCCUGGGCUGGAUCUCGGAGGCGCUCGACCAGGCCGUCGCGACCCUCACCGAGCCGCUCGCGCAAGAAGGCAAGCCACAGUACAAGAACCGAACACGCCUCAUCGUCAUCCUGCAGCACCAGCCCUCGACCAGUCUCUACAGUUUCUUUGAUGGGGCAGAAGAGGGCGAGGCGGUGGAGGAGGCGACGAGGGACAUGACCCAGCUCCUGGACACACUCAUCGCCGAGGCCAACGCCGCGGCUUCGUCCACCACCUUCUCGCUACAGGCAGGCGAGGACGAAGAGGACACCAACCUACGGCCGAGAGCCAUCGAACACUGCGAGCUGGUGUUGCUGCGGCUGCGGGACGUGGCCGACGUUAGGGACUGCACGUCGCACCCACCGAUCAAGGUAUCGAACCACUUGACGGCGUACCUGCACGAGGUGUCGCCCGCGCAGCUUCCCGACGUGCUGUCGGACCUGUCCAUACUCCACUUCAACCUCUCAGUGACGGGCAUUCCGAUGAAGGAGUCGUCGUCCGACUCCACGCGUGCGAUCUACGACGUGGUGCUCCUCCACCCGAUGGAGAACCAGAACCCCUACGCCUGCUACUUCUCCACGCCCCGGAGCCAGGAAGACAUCGUCGCCGAGUGGGCUAAAACGAGCCACUACGUGCUGGGGUCCCAUCAGCAGCGCCUGGCCCACGAGCUCGUCGUCCAGUGGAAAACCACCCCCAAGGGCGUCACCGCCGGUCACAUCCUGUCGGACAAGGUGGUCACCCUCAUCACCCCCGACCAGUCCACCUACCAGGAGGGCAAGAUCGUCAAAGCCGUGAAGGCGUCGUCGCCGAUUCCGGCGAGCCAUCUGCUGCACGCCCACCACGGGGACGUGUUCCUGCGCCGCCUGCACGCCCCGCUCAACUGUACUGAGAUCAACCUCGACCGCAUCUACUCCGUGCCUCUCCACAACCUCCGGGUCAAGAGCCUGGCGCAGGUGGUGGAGGCCAACACGCACCUGCGGUUGUCCAAGCUGCGACAGUCCAACAGCAAGAAGCAGGGCGCCGCCAAGGCCGGCGUCAAAACCCGGGCCAAGAAAAAGCUGGAGGUGGACCAGAUGGACCUGGAGGAGAAGCAGCUGCGGGAGCGGCCCAAGCUGACCCACAUCGAGGCCCCCGGCAUGCGCUACAUCACCACCGAGACCAUGGAACGCAUGACGCGCGUCUUCCCUCCCACCAAGAACACGACGCUCAUCUUCGGGAAGGAUAGAUCGAAGGAGCUGAAGCAGCUGCUGCGCCCCUUCAAGCACGCCUUCCUCCAGAAGGAGAACCUCUCCGAGGACAUCAAGGAGACCGUCAUCGAGAGCGUGACGCGGCUUUACCAGCUGUCGCACGCCAACGACAUUCGCGUAUUCCCUCAGUUCGCCGGCUCGCAGCCUAACCGCAAGGAGGCGUACAGGCAGCUGUGGCUGGAGCUGCUGGCCUACGGCGAGCGGAUGAGCGCCAACGCGGCCCACCAGCAGAUCAUCGCCGCCAUGCGCUCCCUCUGGCCCGUCGACCAGCCCCCCGACGUCGCCUCCGACGCCACCACCGCCGCCAACGCCAAUGCCCAGCGCGCCUCGCCCGCAGCCCACCCCCAGCCCUCCGCCUCGCCAUCGCCAUCGUCGUCGGCGUCGGCGUCGAGCCCGCGAUCGGGCGGUGGCCAGCCGCCGCACCAUCAGCGGACCGACCCGCGAAUGAAGGUCAACGACGCGCUCAAGGGCCGCGUGCGGGCCAAGAGCGGCGGCGGCGGCGGUGGGAAAGGAGGGAACAAGGGCAAGAGCCCGCGGCCGGACCGGGACCGACCGGAGCGGGAGGGCGCCGGCGUGAAGGAGUGGGAGGGCGGCAUCGGUGGGGCCGACGUCGAGAUGACGGCGACGGCGACGUCGACGUCAUGGCAGGAGCUGGAGCGGUUCGAGAACAUCGAGAAGCUGCGCGAGAAGGGCCGGGAGGAGAUGCCAGACCCGCGAGCGACGCCGGACAAGCGCGGCGGCGGCCGCAAGCGCGAGAGGGAGCCGCCGUCGCCUGCCGGUGGCGGCGUGGAUGGGUCGGCGGCGUCGUCCGUGUUCAACCUCUUCUACGCCUCCAAGCAGAACCGCCUCUCCAAGAAGCUCGUCGAGUUCGACGGCCGCCUCACCACCGACUAG